Molecule: messenger RNA, 1936 nt
Organism: Vitrella brassicaformis
Lineage: Eukaryota; Vitrellaceae
Source: the annotation of a GenBank genome assembly
GGGAGGUCAUCCACGCAUGCAGCCAGCCAGACAGCCAGCCAGCCAGACUGGAGCUCACACUACUCUAAUCCAUCCAUCCAUCCAUCAGCAGCUCGAGCUCGAGCAGCAGCUACACAUGCAUCCUCCAUCCCAUCUACACGUACCCGCCGCUACAUAUGGCCACUUGCUGCAGGCCGUGCUACCACCCCAUGUGCGGCAGACAUCUAUCUAUCUUUCAGCCGCCCGCCACGCUUUGGUUGCCCUCGUUUGCACGAGGCUUGUCGCGGUCGCUCUCCUCAGACGGACUGCGCCGCAGCAACGGCCGGAUGGUCAAACACGCCAAACUGACACACACACACACACACACAGAGAGAGAGAGAGAGAGAGAUAGAGAGAGAGGGGACAGACAAAUGACACGUAUUUGUGUGGGUGUGUAUGUGCGUGGCUGUGGGUGUGGCGAACACUCACCGCCUGUUGGUGUCCUCCAGCUGCAUGACGCGCUGCAUGAGUUCAUCCUUCUCCUGCUGGUGCUGCUGCUCCAUCCGCGCCAUCUCGCGACGCAGCAUGUCCACCAACGCACUUGACAUACACACACACACAGAAACACACACACAUACACACAGAGAGAGAGAUGGGUACUUGCGUAUGCGUGUGUCUGUCUGUGUGGGUAGGUAGCUGCGCACCUCUCACUGGCGGCGGCGUAUGCGUCGUCGUGGAAGGAGGGCGGGGGCCGGCAGUAGGCCUCGCCGUAGUACUGGUCCUGGUACGAGCCAUACCCAUACAUGUCGCCCCCAAACAUGGCCAACGGCCUGCAGCAUGGGCAUCACACAACACACCAACCAGUAAAUGAACUCACAGAGAGAGGAAGACAGAGGAAGUGGUCACAUCUCGUGCUCGUAGCCCGGAGGAGGCGGUGGUGGUGGUGGCGGUGGUGGCGGUGGCGGCAUGGGCUGCUGCCCCAUCAUGUGGAUGGACGACACGCCAGAAUCCGCACACGACAGCCCAAUGCCACCCCUGCACGACACACGACACCAAGCCAAAAAAAGGCCAUCCAUCCAUGCAUCCAUCCAUCCAUCGCACUUACUGUCCAACGAGCGAUGGUGCGGCCGACACGGGGCGCGUGCUGCCCCCACACUUGAUGAUGUCGUCGUAUCCCGCCACUAUGUCCAUGUAUCCCCCCUGCCCCUCGCCGCCCUCGCCGCCCUCGCCGCCCUCGCCCUCGUCCGCAUCAUAGAAGGGGGGCGAGUCGUCCAGGUCCUUGGUGGUGGGAUUUUUGCCGUUGUGGUUGGUGUGGUUGGUGGUGGUGGUGGUGGUGAUGGCGCCCUUCUUGACCCAGCCUUGUGUGGCGUUGGUCAUGAAGAUGGGCGUGGUCUGCAUCAGCUUGGAAGAUGACGACACGUCCCGACCGCGCAACUCCUCAACGCCGUGCGCAAAGGCACACUGCAGUCACCGCACCAAUGAAGGCACACACACACACACACACACACAAAGAUGCCAUGGGGCGUUUUCCCAUCCCUCCGCUGCUCUCUCUCUUUCUCUCUCUGUGUGGAUGCUCUGGUGUGGUGUGGGUGAGGGCAUAACACGUACCUUGACCCCGAAUCUGCAUUUGCCCUCCUGCCAGUUCUGGCACAGCUCCGUCUUGUACAUGCUCCCGUACAUCCUCGCCUUCCGCGCGCAACGCCUGCAGCCAGCCAUUGACCACACACACACACACACACACACACAAGAAGAUCUCUCGAGAUCUGUCCUCUGGAUGGAUGGAUGGAUGGAUGGACGGACAGGUGCGAUGGCAUGGCCAGAUGUUCUCGGCAGUAGCUGUUUUCACACACACAAUACAACGUACGUGCUGCUGCUGCUCUCGGCUUUCUCUCUCCUCCUUCUUGAACCAGGUCCGUCAGCAAACAUCGUUCAUCAGCACCCGCUACGAACCUGUUGGUAGGAUCCCAGAUGUGACCGC